This is a messenger RNA of Striga asiatica, 978 nucleotides long. The record is from the annotation of a GenBank genome assembly. Lineage: Eukaryota; Viridiplantae; Streptophyta; Magnoliopsida; Lamiales; Orobanchaceae.
ACAAGACAAGUUUUGCCAAUUCACUUCAAACAGAGAAACUUAGGCAUCGUUCUCAAGUUUGAUCGAUUUCUCAUAAUAAGAUGUCCUGUUUUAGACUUACUCUCCAAGUUGCUGCAUUAAUUCUUGUUGUUUUGAUGGUGAAAGCAAGCAACGUAACAUGCCAUACCAAAGGCAUAAGACCCAACAGAGCUUCUGGUGGGAAACAGUUGGCUGUAGUGAACACCACACAAGUGGAAUACUCACAACAACAAUUCAUAAAGUGGGUUGAUUUCAUGGGCAGCCUCAAGCAUUCCCUCUUCAGGACAGCCAAAAACAAGAUUUUCCCUUCUUACACUCUAACGGUGGACAGAAAUCCAUUGUAUGGAGACUUCACUUCCAUUCAAGACGCAGUUGACUCUAUCCCUUUAGUCAAUGUCUUGAGGGUUCUUAUCAAGGUUCACGCAGGGGUUUACAACAUAGAAGGGGCAGGGGCAGAAAGGACAAUUAUUGAGUGGGGCGACACGGCCCAGACAAAGGGACCCAGAGGCCAGCCGCUCGGCACUUACGGGUCGGCCACUUUUGCCGUCAAUUCCCCUUACUUCAUAGCCAAGAACAUCACGUUUAAGAACACGACGCCCGUGCCAGAGGCGGGGGCAAUUGGGAAGCAAGCGGUGGCGCUAAGGAUAUCCGGUGACACGGCGGCCUUUGUGGGGUGUAAAUUUGUCGGGGCACAGGACACGCUUUAUGACCACAAUUGCGAGGUGCACGCCAUAGCGACGUUGACGGGUGCUGUGACAGCUCAGGGUCGGAGCAGCAUACUUGAGGACACGGGGUUCUCUUUCGUGAAUUGUAAGGUGACGGGGUCAGGGGCGCUGUACUUGGGGAGGGCGUGGGGCCCAUUCUCGAGGGUGGUCUUUGCCUAUACUUACAUGGAUAACAUCAUUAUCCCAAAGGGGUGGUACAAUUGGGGAGACCCUUCUAGAGAAAUGUGAGUAAACU